Messenger RNA from Meloidogyne enterolobii, 1167 nucleotides. The record is from the annotation of a GenBank genome assembly. Lineage: Eukaryota; Metazoa; Nematoda; Chromadorea; Rhabditida; Meloidogynidae.
GAAGAACGCAAAUCGAGCAUGACUUGUUGUCAAACUACAACAACAGCUUUUUUGAAGCCUGAAUGCUUCAGCUCCUUUUCUUCCUCAUUCUCCUCCCCGGCAGCUAGUACAAUGCCUGUGAGUGAUGCCUCUAAAAUAAACAAUAAAUACAUAAAUGGUGUUUGUCCACAAAUAUCCGGCGCGUCCUCCUAUGUGGAUAACAACAAUUACAACAACAAUAGUCAAAGCUUAAAUUUAAUUGCCCGAACGCUAGAAGAUAGUAGAAUCAACGGUUGUGUUGAUUGCAUAGAUGGAGUAAAUUGUCAUAUGUUUAUGAUGGACGCUAUGGAUGAUGAACACGUUAAACGGCCGAUGAAUGCUUUUAUGGUCUGGUCUAGGGGCAAAAGGAAACGCAUUGCUACAGAAAAUCCAAAAAUGCACAAUUCUGCAAUUUCGAAACAAUUGGGACAUGAAUGGAAGCUUUUAAGUGAGGUGGACAAACGCCCUUUUAUUGAUGAAGCUAAGCGAUUGCGUCAGUUGCACAUGCAAGAACACCCCAAUUACAAAUACCGCCCCCGUCGGAAGCCUCGUCAACAUCAACAUCAACAACACAUGUUACAACAUCAUCAACACACUUGUCAUAAUUCUACCAAUAUUAAAUGCCCCAUACCAACAAAAACAACAACAAAUACUUCCCCCCAACAAUCUCAAAAACAUCCUCCUCCAUUCUUCACUACAACUCAGCAAGUUUCUUCAGCACCUUUUGGGGGUGGAGAAAAGUCGGCUCCUUCAGCUUUUCCUUUGGCCCAAAUUCCUCAUUUACCAUUUAUUUUGCCCUCUACUUCCUCUCAAUCAUCACAACAACAUAAUGCACCUAUUACGGCCCCAUCUCAUUUAUUGCCUAAUCUUCCCUUGUUGAUGAGUGGGUUGAUACAGCAAUAUCAACAACAACAGUUUUCCAACGGAAAUUUACUCUCUUCACCUCCACCCUCAUUUCAUCCUCCUCAACCUUCCUUAAACUUAACGCCCAACUUUGGGUUGCCUGCUUCAUUUAAUAAUAAUGGUUGCAACAAAAUGCCCAUACCUACAAGUGCUUCAGGUUUUGGAGCAACCGAUCCAACGCAAUUACAACAACAAUUACAAAUGUUUAUGGCUGCUGCUUUGUUGUUGCAACAACAACAACAAUGA